CUCUUCCCAAACCACCACCACCCUUUUGUCCCUGACGAUUAUUUGAAUCCAGUCCAUGUUUUUGUUUCGCUCGGAUUUUUUUUUUUGUGCUUGUUGUGUGUGUGUGUGUGUGUGUGUGUGUGAGUGUGUGAGAGAGAGUGUGGUCGGGGUAAUUCUCCUUCACUAGUGUCUGGAUAAAGAAAGACUAGGUCAGCCAUGUGGAUGCGUCUGUUGAACAGCUGAAGAGGAGGAGGAGGAGGAGGGGUUCACAGAGACGGAGGGAGCGAUAGGGAGGACGUGAAGUGUGUGUGUGCAUAGGGAAGAGAGGGAGAGAGGAGAGUGUGUGUGUGCGUGUGUGAGUGUGUGUGGAAAAAGGAAGCGGAGCCUGUAAACGGCGAACUCGCUGGCUUCCUCCUCACCCCCCUCAUUCGCAACAACUAGCAGCGCCGCGUUACUUUUCAUGUGGACACUAUCACCGACUGCUACAACAACAACAACACGGCCGAGGGGAAUAGGAGCAGUCCGGAGGAGAAGAAGAAGAAGAAGAACAGGGGGCUGCUGCUGCGAACAUGAGUCUAUCAGUAAAGUGAAACCGUCUUUGUUGGAAGCAAGUGCUCGCCCGAGUCCCUCCGUGCGGGCAGCGUGCUGUUUCACAAGAAGUGUGCGUGUUCGCCUCACUCUGUCCCGGGUCUUGGAUUUGGCCCAGCUCGCUUUCUUUAUAUAUAUUUUUUGAAGUUCGGUGGGUCAUCUCGGGCAAGGCUCGCUUUUUUUCCCCCAACUUGUUUGCAGCAGUCUUUGGGACUCCCCACGAAUCACCAGACUGGCGGCUUUUCUGAAACACUGGGGUUGUUGGUGUGGCCAAAUUUUCCCUGGAUUUGAUUGGUAAAUUCAGAAGACUGAAGCCCAGGCUCACAGUCUACCUUUCACGGAGGCCCAGCCGUGAGAGGACUGAGGAAGGCACGUGGCGGAUCAUGACGGCCGACAAAGAGAAGGAGAGGGAGAAAGAGCGGGACAGAGACAGAGACAGGGACCGGGAUAAGAGAGAGGCUGGCAAGUCCCGCCGGCAGGACGGGGACCGAGGAGACCGUGAAAGUGAGAGCUCCAGGCCCCGACGCAGUUGCACGCUGGAGGGCGGGGCCAAGAACUAUGCAGAGAGCGAACACAGCGAAGAUGACGACAACGGCAGCACGGGCGGAGGCACAGCUGAGGAGGCCGGCAAAAAGGGCAAGAAGAAGACGCCCAAGAAGAAGUCACGCUACGAGCGUACAGAGAACGGGGAAAUAACAUCCUUCAUCACAGAAGACGAUGUUGUUUACAGACCUGGAGAUUGUGUGUACAUUGAGAGUCGGCGGCCCAACACACCCUACUUCAUUUGUAGCAUUCAGGAUUUCAAGCUGAGUAAACGGGACCAUCUGCUGAUGAAUGUGAAAUGGUACUACCGCCAGUCAGAGGUGCCCGACUCUGUGUACCAGCACCUGGUGCAGGAUCGCAACAAUGAGAACGACUCUGGCCGGGAGCUGAUUAUCACAGACCCAGUGGUCAGGAGUCGAGAACUCUUCAUCUCUGACUAUGUGGACACUUAUCAUGCUGCUGCUCUCAGGGGGAAAUGCAACAUUUCCCAUUUCUCCGACAUUUUUGCUGCCAGGGAGUUCAAAGCCCGCAUCGACUCCUUUUUCUAUAUCCUCGGAUAUAACCCAGAGACCAGGCGACUAAACAGCACGCAAGGAGAAAUCCGAGUGGGACCCAGCCACCAAGCUAAGCUUCCAGAGCUACAGCCUUUCCCCUCCCCUGGUGGUCACGCUGUAACUGAGAAUGAGGAGCUGGUCUGGAUGCCAGGGGUCAAUGACUGUGACCUUCUCAUGUACCUCAGAGCCGCAAGGAGCAUGGCUGCCUUUGCAGGGAUGUGUGACGGAGGCUCGACUGAAGACGGGUGUCUAGCAGCCUCUCGAGAUGACACUACAUUAAACGCACUUAACACUCUUCAUGAGAGCAGCUAUGAUGCAGGCAAGGCUCUCCAGCGCCUAGUGAAGAAGCCAGUACCCAAACUGAUAGAGAAGUGCUGGUCUGAGGAUGAAGUGAAGCGCUUCAUUAAAGGAUUGAGACAGUUCGGUAAAAACUUCUUCAGGAUCCGGAAAGAGCUGCUGCCCAACAAAGAAACGGGAGAGCUAAUUACCUUCUACUACUAUUGGAAGAAGACCCCAGAAGCAGCCAGUUGUCGAGCCCACCGCAGACACCGCCGCCAGCCCGUCUUCCGCCGCAUCAAGACACGAACUGCUUCAACUCCUGUCAACACUCCCUCACGUCCUCCCUCCAGCGAGUUCUUGGACCUCAGCUCAGCCAGUGAAGAUGACUUUGACAGCGAAGACAGCGAACAGGAGCUGAAGGGCUACGCCUGCCGCCACUGUUUCACUACCACCUCUAAGGACUGGCACCACGGGGGCCGGGAGAACAUCUUGCUGUGCACAGACUGCCGUAUUCACUUCAAGAAGUACGGUGAGCUGCCCCCCAUCGAGAAGCCUGUGGACCCGCCACCAUUUAUGUUCAAACCUGUCAAAGAGGAAGAGGAUGGACUCAGCGGGAAGCAUAGCAUGAGGACCCGACGGAACCGAGGCUCGAUGUCAACACUACGUAGUGGUCGUAAGAAGCAGACAGCUAGUCCUGAUGGCCGAGCCUCGCCUACUAACGAGGAUUUACGCUCCAGCGGACGUACCUCACCCAGCGCGGCAAGUACCGACAGCACUGACAGCAAGACAGACUUAAUGAAGAAGCCAAGCAAGAAGAUUAAAGAGGAGCCUCCUUCACCUUUGAAAAGUGCCAAACGGCAGCGAGAGAAGGGAGCUUCAGACACAGAGGAGUCAGAGAGAACCAUUGCCAAAAAGUCCAAGACACAAGAACUCAGUCGACCAGACUCACCCUCAGAGUGCGAGGGUGAAGGUGAGGGGGAGGGCGAGAGCUCUGAUGGGCGCAGCAUCAAUGAGGAGCUUAGUAGCGAUCCUAAGGACAUUGACCAGGACAACCGGAGCUCCUCCCCGAGCAUCCCCAGCCCCCGUGACAAUGAGAGUGAUUCGGACUCCUCUGCCCAGCAGCAGCAGCUCCUGCAGAGCCAGCACCCUCCAGUCAUCCUGUGUCAGCCAGGCACCUCAGCAGCCUCCUCGGCACCUCCUCCACCUGCGACCUCAGCCCCCUCACUGCCCCCACAGGUUUCCCCCACAGCGGCCUCCACCUCUCUACCUCCCCAGCCCCUGCCCCAGGCUAGCCCGAUGUCUCUUAUCCAGUCAGGAGCGUCCCUUCAUCCUCCGAGGCUUCCCUCUCCACAUUCACCUCUGACUCAGGCUCCUCCUCCUGGCCCCCAAGUCCCACCUCAGUCAUUACCCAGCUCGCACCAUGGGCCUAUGCCUCCCAUGCCGCAUCCACUGCAGCCCGGCCCCUCACACAUGCCUCACCCUCAUUCCAUGGCCCCUCAGGGCUUCCCUGGGGGUCAGUCUCAGGUCCCACCCCUGCCAAUCUCUGGCCAAUCACAGCAGAGGUCGCACACACCUCCUUCCCAGUCGCAGUCAUCAGCUCAGAGUGGAGGCCAGCCUCCCAGAGAGCAGCCCCUGCCCCCUGCCCCCUUGUCCAUGCCUCAUAUCAAGCCCCCACCAACCACACCCAUCCCUCAGAUACCCAACCCACAGUCCCACAAACAUCCACCUCAUGUGUCUGCACCUCCAUUUCCUCAGAUGCCUUCAAACCUGCCUCCACCGCCUGCCCUCAAGCCCCUCAGCUCUUUACCCACCCACCACCCUCCAUCAGCACACCCACCUCCACUACAGCUCAUGCCUCAGGGGCAGCAGCUUCAGCCUCCCCCAGCCCAGCCUCCAGUUCUCACCCAGUCCCAGAGCCUCCCACCAUCAGCCAGCCACCAGCCUCCUCCAGCCCCUCCACUGCCACCCUCCGCAGCAGCCUCACACCCCAACGGGCCACCGCAGCCGCCAUUCUCAUCCCAUCCUUUCAAUACAGUUCUACCUCCAACCGGCCCUCCCUCAUCAUCAUCAUCAUCAUCAUCAUCAUCAUCAUCAUCAAACUCUAUGCCUGGCUUACAGCCUCCAUCUUCCUCUGCUCCAUCCUCCUCCAUCUCCAUGCCGCUGCCUGCCUCAGUCACUUGUGCCGGCCCGGGCCCAGCACUCCCACCAGUACACAUCAAAGAGGAGCCUUUGGAUGAGUCAGAAGAGCCCGAAAGCCCCCCACCCCCACAGAGAAGCCCCUCCCCAGAGCCUACUGUCGUCAAUAUACCCAGCCAUGCCAGCCAGUCAGCACGGUUCUACAAGCACCUGGACCGAGGUUACAACUCGUGUGCGAGGACAGAUUACUACUUCACUCCCCUGGCAUCAUCUAAACUGGCCAAAAAACGAGAGGACGCUCUGGAGAAAGCCAAGAGGGAAGCAGAACAGAAAGCAAGGGAGGAGAAGGAGAGGGAGAGGGAAAAAGAGCGAGAACGAGAGCGGGAACGGGAAAGGGAAGCUGACCGUGCUGCGAAAGCCUCAAGUUCCUGUCAUGAUGGUAGGAUGGGUGAACCUCAGAUGGUCGGCCCCGGCCACAUGCGCUCACCCUACGACGGCCCCCCCACUACGAUUGCAGCUGUACCUCCGUACAUCGGCCCUGAUACCCCCGCCUUGCGCACCCUCAGCGAGUACGCCAGACCCCACGUCAUGUCCCCCACCAAUCGCAACCACCCCUUCUUUGUGUCCCUCAACCCCGCAGACCAGCUGCUGGCCUAUCACAUGCCCAGCUUGUACAACGCUGACCCGGCCAUGCGGGAGCGCGAGCUUCGAGAGCGGGAGAUGCGUGAGAGGGAGAUUCGCGAGAGGGAGCUGAGGGAAAGGAUGAAGCCAGGUUUCGAGGUUAAGCCUCCAGAGAUGGACACACUCCACCCUUCUACAAACCCCAUGGAGCACUUUGCCCGGCAUGGGGCCAUCACGUUGCCCCCUAUGGCCGGCCCUCACCCAUUCGCCUCCUUCCAUCCGGGCCUGAACCCAUUAGAACGUGAGCGGUUAGCCCUCGCUGGGCCCCAACUGCGGCCAGAAAUGAGCUACCCAGAGAGGUUGGCUGCAGAGAGACUCCAUGCUGAGAGGAUGGCCACAGUGGCCAACGACCCCAUCGCCCGUCUACAGAUGUUCAACGUUACGCCGCACCACCACCAGCACUCGCAUAUUCACUCCCAUCUUCACCUCCACCAGCAAGAUCCUCUUCACCAAGGUGGUGGUGAAUGUCUUGUGUGUCCGUCAGGUUCUGGGGGCCACCCCCUGGCAGUGGACCCCCUAGGAGGUGGACCCCACCUGGCCCGCUUCCCUUAUCCGCACGGCGCCAUCCCCAACCCGCUCCUCGGCCAACCGCCACACGAACACGAGAUGCUGCGCCACCCAGUCUUCGGUACGCCAUACCCCCGGGAACUACAAGGAGGUCUGCCGCCGCCCAUGUCCGCAGCCCACCAGCUGCAGGCCAUGCAUGCACAGUCAGCGGAGCUCCAGAGGCUGGCCAUGGAGCAGCAGUGGCUCCACGGACACCAUCACAUGCACGGAGGACCACUGCCUGGCCAGGAGGACUACUACAGCCGGCUGAAAAAGGAGAGCGACAAGCAGCUGUAACAAGCCGAGGGAGGAGGCGACACACAGGUGCAGGACACAGGAAGUUGUUACAGAGCGGUCUUGCAGAGUCUCUACAGGCUCCUCUUGACACAUUCAGUUUGGAAGAACAGAAAAGGCCAAGUGGAUCGUCUGAGAAGUCCCCUGAUAUUUUGGUUUUUGUUCUUAUCAAGGACUUUUUUUUUAUUAUUAUUUUUCAAGACAUUGACUUUCUUUGGUAUAUAGCCAGUAGUGACGACGU
Messenger RNA from Paralichthys olivaceus (Japanese flounder), 5841 nucleotides. It is a transcript of the gene rerea, whose product is annotated as arginine-glutamic acid dipeptide (RE) repeats a. Gene Ontology annotation, cellular component: nucleus. Gene Ontology annotation, molecular function: chromatin binding; sequence-specific DNA binding; transcription corepressor activity. NCBI's taxonomy places the organism in Eukaryota, Metazoa, Chordata, Actinopteri, Pleuronectiformes, Paralichthyidae. Gene Ontology annotation, biological process: regulation of DNA-templated transcription. The record is from RefSeq and is a predicted model, not a curated record.